Messenger RNA from Cylicocyclus nassatus, 1335 nucleotides. The record is from the annotation of a GenBank genome assembly. Lineage: Eukaryota; Metazoa; Nematoda; Chromadorea; Rhabditida; Strongylidae.
AAUUAUUUUAGCUGGAAUUACUUUCAGUUCAUCACUUCUUCGCUUCAGUGAAGGCUUCAACUGUAUUGUGAGACUCAAUCAUGGGUGGCUUAACCCCUUUUUCUCGUAGUCAAUAUGAGACAAUUUCAAGAAGUCCCAUUGACGAUAGCUUAUUAUUGAAUAGGCUAGGACAAAGAAGAAGUUACACUGAACAAUUACAUAGAUUCAAUUCAGAUCACUCAGAAUCAAUUUAUGAUAAUUGGGACACUACGCGUGACUAUUACAAAUCGGAGCCAAAAACAAUAAAGCUUGAAAGGAGAAACAGCGCUAUGGAAAAUUCUAGUUCUGAAUCUAAUAAACGUUUUAAUUCUAACAAAAUACUGCUUGAGUUACGCCCAGACUACAAGAAUGGAAGCAGAAUGGACCGCGCUUCAGUUGGAAACUGCGGUACUAAUGGCCGGUCAAGUUACCAACCGAGGAAAAAGGGUAUACCACCACUGCUUCACAGCUACUCCGAUGAGGGUAACGGCUGCUUAAGUGAUUAUGAAAACAGCAGUCGACAAAAUAUAAAUGGAUUUGUACGUGCAAGGCCCAACCCAAUGGAUAAGCAAACGCAAACCCACGGGCACUCGCACGUCCCGUCAAAAACGAUGCUGAAAUUCCUUGAUCGCAGCUCUCGCAACAGUUCCAGUGAAGUACCACCCAAGGAAAACUCGCAAGAAGAACAAAUCCAAAACGAACGUCCUGCCUAUGCCAGGCGUUUUAUGUUGAAUCACGAUAGCAGUGCUCCUCUACUCUGUCGACCAUCCUAUGACGAAGGAUUAACUCCUGUUUUCCCCGCAGACGAUAAACUGAAGGAAAUACCACGCUUCGUACUGCCACCGUUACCCCUUGGACUUCGCCCUCCGAGCCCUGAACCUCGCAAUUUGCUUCUGAACGCUCCCAAGAAACGGCGCCUUGCCUCUCCUUCUCGUAGCCUUAGCGCUUUCGACUUUUCAAGUUUGGACCGCCUGCUCGAACCUUACCAGCCGAAAAGUCGUACACAAAAACAUCCCGUCUGCCGUGUACUGAAAUAUGGCGAGUGAUCAAAGCCUCUGUAAAUGCAUCUGCGUGAACCUACAGGUUAUCCACGGAUUUUUAUCCAUGGAUUAUCGGUUCUAUAGAGAGUAUAUCUUUAUGCGGAGCUCUGCUCUGUUAAUCUGAACCAUGCACCCACACUCGUGUGAUCGCGUGUACAUCUAGUUUUGUUCCUCGUUUUUUUUUGCAAACCUGUGAAAAUCGUUGCACAUUUUAGCGUUUAAUCAAUGUUUCACCUAUUUAUUAAUAUAAUACUUGUAAAUAAUAAAUUUUUAUGGU